UCACGCAUGUGCGCGCAUGGUUUGUGUACGCGCAGCGCGCGCUCCGGUGACAUCAAUCGCUCAGUGAUGGAUCAGAUCAGCGCUGCUGGAGUCGCUUAUAAUCAAGAUUUAACACACAAGACCAUCUUGGUGGGAGACAGCGGUGUGGGGAAAACAUCUCUGCUGGUUCAGUUUGAUCAGGGAAAAUUCAUUCCUGGAUCUUUUUCUGCCACAGUGGGAAUCGGAUUUACGAAUAAAGUUCUUACGGUGGAUGAGCUGAAGGUGAGAUUACAGAUCUGGGACACAGCAGGACAGGAGAGAUUUCGCAGCGUCACACACGCAUAUUACAGAGACGCUCAAGCGCUGCUCUUGCUGUAUGAUGUCACCAGCAGAUCAUCCUUCGAUAACACACGGGCGUGGCUAACAGAUAUCCAUGAGUAUGCUCAGGAUGAUGUGGUCAUCAUGUUGCUUGGCAACAAGACGGACAUGUCCAGUGCAAGAGUGAUCAGACGAGAAGACGGAGAGAAACUGGCCAGAGAGUUUGGGGUCAUUUUCCUGGAGACCAGCGCUAAAACCGGACUCAAUGUGGAUCAGGCCUUUAUAACUGUAGCCAGGGAGCUGGUGAGAUGCUCGGUACAGAUGCCCAUCCGACCCAGAUUUCACCUGCACGAGCUGUUGGAGCCGGAGGAGAGAGAGACGUCAGGCUGCUGUGGAUUCAACUAAACCCACCUACAGAGAGACACACACACACACUCAAAGUUCAACAUUCAUGAUCUCACCCUAAAAGCAUGCCAAAUGCACAGACACACAACCAGCAGAUGCACACCGAUGAAUCAUUCAUAUUAAAGCUCAAACUCAAAUUGAUUGAUUUUAUAUACGUAUAUACUGUAUAUCGCUCGCUGGAGUUAGUGAUUGACAGAAACACAAACCUCAGUUUACCUCCAUUACUGUUCAUUAUGUCAUUCAUCUUCAUAGUUCACGCAUGAAGUGCACAUGAUUAAAUCAUAAUAUGAGCUGUCUUUAAGUGACCGUGCAGACAAAUCCAUCUUUUAUUUGGUUUUCUUUCAAAUAAAUGACAUGAUGACACAGGAAAUCCCGACGUACCCCCAAAUAAUGUCUGGAAUACACUACAAGACUUUUAAAAUCGGAACAGAUUUUUUUAAAACUAGACAUCACACACUUGCAGACUUUUUGAAAGGUUCAGAUAGAAACACACUAUCUGAUCAAAUCUGCAGACUUCAACUGAUCAAAUCUGUAUUUUAGCCUUAAAGGGGAACGCCGGCCAAAAAAUCUAUGGAGGAGUCAGAAAGCUUACAAUACUUCCUUAAUUUGCGUUCUGGGGAAAACGGAGGUCCUAGGGAUGUUAAACUACGCGAGGGUGAGUAAUUAAUGGCCGGAGUUACCCUUUAAACUAUCACCUGUACCCGGAUGGGUAACUGGGUUUGAUGGUGCACUUCAUUCGUUUGACCACCAGGUGGCAGCUUCUGCUGUGAAGCAUCAUUGCUUUAUUUCACCAUGACCAUGAUGUUUACAGCUGCAUGUUUAAAAUCCUGUAAUCCCGUGAAGAUCAUCUCUUGUGCAGCUCGCUUUAUGCGUCACAUGCACUUUCUAAAUAUAUGUGGCUGUUACAGUUUAUAAAACAAAUGACACACGUAUGUGGACACUGGACAGGGCAAGUUUCCAAUGAAGUCACAUGAUCAGCGACUAGUCCAUGCAGAUGAUACCUGUCAGUCAUCAUGAAGAUGCAGAAAUGAUUGAUGUCUCUCAAACACACUUUUAGCAUUGAUCAUGAGGGAUUUUUGUCUGACAUGAUCACUGCGCUGUUCUCAGAUCAGGCUGAACUCUUGACGAUAUGCUGCAGAAUUUUUAAAGCGUUUGAAUUUGUAUGUGCUGCGUUUGAAUCUCAGGAUCUUUACACACCAACAGAAGCUCAUCUGAGGAAAUAUGCACUUUUCAGCUAUUAAUUAAUUUUCAGCAGUUUUCAGCAGAUUAAUGACUCAAUCAGGUGAUGAUUAAGAUUGAAUUACUGCUUGCAUUUGAAUGAUUCAUAUUAGUAAAUGUUCUUCUACGUAUUUAUGGAAAUGCAUAUUGAGAGAUUGUUUGUGAUUGUGUGUUUUUCUAUGAUAUUAACAGUAUAUUAGCUUUUAUUAUGAUGACAGUAUUUUGUAUCAAUCUGUGUUUUCCCCUGAAAUCAAAGUGUGUGUUCUCUAGAAAUGAAAACACCUCGCACAGUGUUGUUUACCGUGUACAGGACUGACUGUAAAAUGCUUGGAAAGUUAUAAAUAAACUGCUGU
Messenger RNA from Triplophysa rosa, 2273 nucleotides. Its product is annotated as ras-related protein Rab-37. The coding region runs from base 7 to 702 and encodes 231 amino acids. The record is from RefSeq and is a predicted model, not a curated record. Gene Ontology annotation, molecular function: GTP binding; GTPase activity. The transcript has 9 exons. Gene Ontology annotation, cellular component: endosome; Golgi apparatus. Lineage: Eukaryota; Metazoa; Chordata; Actinopteri; Cypriniformes; Nemacheilidae.